AGCUGGUGUGCUCCCAGAAACUUUGGUGUGUCUGUGUGUGCUGGAGAGGGGGGAGAGAGGGAGACCUAGCGCAAAGGAGAGGAAGGCAGGGGAGAGCAGGGAGCUCGCUUCACGCGCUGCUGAAGGCUGUCAGAAGCAGACCGUAGGAGCAGCUCGCUGGCUGGUGUGCAAUUUAAGGGACAACAUUCAUUGACUUUAUUCUUUGAAUUGCUGGAGGACAGAUAUGACAUCCGACUGCUGCUUCUAUAUGUUCUUGCUUAUCGGUACCAAGGUCAUCCGUGACUCUUUGGAAGAUCAUGUUUCCGGAGUGGAGGUCAGGUGUCCCCUGGGCUACUUUCCGUGUGGCAAUAUCACAAAGUGUUUGCCCCAACAGCUUCACUGCAAUGGUGAGGAUGACUGCGGGAAUCGGGCCGACGAAGACAACUGUGAAGACAACAAUGGAUGGUCUCUGCAAUUUGAUAAACAUUAUACAAAGGACAAAUACAACAAACUGAAAUCUCUGUAUGCAUUUCAGACAAAGACACCAGAGUGUUCGGCUGGUGCUGUGCCAGCAGAGUGUACCUGCCAAGGGCUGGAGAUCUUCUGCGACGCUGCCAAGCUGCGUGCUGUCCCGUCAGUCCCUUCAAACAUAACCAUAAUGUCUCUUCAGAGGAAUCUACUAAGGAAACUUUCUGCUGACAUUUUCAAGAAAUACCAAGACCUUAAGAAUCUGUACCUUCAGAAUAAUAAAAUCAGAGCUGUAUCUGAACGUGCUUUCAAAGGUUUAUACAACUUGACAAAACUAUACCUGAGCAACAACAAGAUAACCAGUUUGAAGCCUGGUGUCUUUGAAGAUCUACACAGGCUUGAAUGGCUGAUAAUUGAAAAUAACAGGAUAAAUCGAAUCUCCCCGUUGACGUUUUAUGGACUCAAGUCACUUAUCCUUCUAGAGAUGAUGAAUAAUUCUCUUGCUCGUUUGCCUGAAAAGCCUCUAUGCCAAUAUAUGCCACGACUAAACUGGCUAGACCUUGAAGGCAACCAUAUCCAUCAUAUAAGAAAUGUCACUUUCAUCUCCUGCCACACUCUAACUGUACUGGUGAUGAGACGAAAUAAAAUCAGCUCUUUAAAUGAAAACAGCUUUUCUUCUCUCCAGAUGUUAGAUGAAUUAGAUUUGGCUAGUAACAAGAUUGAAUCACUUUCUCCAUAUAUAUUUAAGGAUCUAAAGGAGCUUUCACAACUGAACCUUUCUUACAACCCAAUCAAGAAAAUACAAAUAGACCAGUUUGAUUUUCUAAUUAAACUUAAAUCCCUCAGCUUGGAGGGCAUCGAAAUUGCAAACAUCCACAGAAGAAUGUUUGAGCCCUUGAGAAACCUUUCCCACAUAUAUUUUAAGAAAUUCCAGUACUGUGGAUACGCCCCUCAUGUGCGCAGCUGCAAGCCCAAUACUGAUGGGAUUUCAUCCCUUGAGAAUCUUUUAGCUAGCAUCAUCCAGAGAGUCUUUGUCUGGGUGGUAUCUGCCAUCACCUGCUUUGGAAAUAUUUUUGUUAUCUGCAUGAGGCCUUACAUCAGAUCAGAGAAUAAGCUUCACGCCAUCUCAAUAAUGUCUCUCUGCUGUGCUGACUGUCUGAUGGGAAUAUAUUUAUUUGUGAUUGGAGCUUUUGAUCUUAAGUAUCGCGGAGAAUACAACAAGCACGCUCAGUUGUGGAUGGACAGUAUUCAUUGUCAAUUGGUGGGAUCGCUGGCUAUUCUGUCUACAGAGGUGUCAGUCUUACUGUUGACUUACCUGACUUUGGAAAAAUACAUCUGCAUAGUUUAUCCUUUUAGGUGUUUGAAGCCCAGAAAAUGCAGGACAAUUUCCAUUUUGAUUCUUAUCUGGAUAAUUGGGUUUGCUGUUGCUUUUAUCCCACUGAGCAAUAAGGAAUUUUUCAGGAACUACUAUGGCACCAACGGCGUCUGUUUUCCUCUUCACUCAGAACAAACAGAAAGUUCAGGAAGUCAGAUUUAUUCUGUCGUAAUAUUUUUAGGUGUAAACUUGGCAGCCUUUAUCAUCAUUGUGUUUUCCUAUGGCAGUAUGUUCUACAGUGUUCACCAAACAGCUAUUACAGCUACUGAAAUUCGGAAUCAUAUUAAAAAAGAGAUGAUCCUUGCUAAACGUUUUUUCUUCAUUGUGUUUACUGAUGCACUAUGUUGGAUACCCAUUUUUAUUUUGAAACUCCUUUCUCUACUCCAAGUGGAAAUACCAGGUACCAUAACUUCUUGGGUGGUGAUUUUUAUACUGCCAAUAAACAGCGCUUUGAAUCCUCUUCUCUACACUCUGACUACACGACCUUUCAAGGAAAUGAUUCACCAGGUUUGGUAUAAUUACAGACAGAGAAGAUCCAAAAGAGGUAAAGGCAAUCAGAAAACGUACGGUCCGUCAUUCAUUUGGGUAGAGAUGUGGCCAGUGCACGAAAUCACACCAAAGCUAACGAAGCCUGUGCUUUGUACAGACUCCUCUGACGCUUCGGUGACUACACAGUCAACGAGACUAAACUCAUGCACCUAAAUAAAUACAUUUUGAAUCUUCACGGUGGCAUCCGCACUGUUAGCUUCACAGCUGUGGGCUUGCUGCUUUACAGCAACGAGGAGAACUGAGGGAGGUACGUAUGACACCCGGGCUCACCUGACCCAAAGCAGGAGGAAGAGGGAGCAGCGUGUCUGUUUGCAGGUAGAACUGACACAAUCAUAAUUUUACCAACUCACAGCGGUACCUGGCAUUUUGACAACUUAUCCCAGAUCACGAUGAGAAGUCAGUUGUUUGAUUUUAUUUUUUUUUCCUCCCAGAAGCUAGGAGUGUGGGAAAAAAAAUGAGUUAUUAUUUAAAAUAUCUCACCCAGAAUGCAGAAUGUUUCAAAAUCAUCUGUCUUUGAGGGAAAAAAGGAUUUAUUUUUUUCAUUAAAUCUUUUUAAAAAAAAUUCUCCAUUUCGACAGUUGAAUUUUUUUAAAGAUUUAAUCGGUAUCCUCAUUAAGAAUUUUUUUUCCCUCCUUAAAAUUUCUGACUGGCUCUAUUUAGGCUGCAUCAGCUCUUAAAGUCUUUAGGGAGUAAGAGACUUAAGAAAAAUAUCUACAUUUCAUAAUUAGACCAGUUUAUUAUAUUUGUCAAAGUCAAGUAAGUGAAAAUUUUAUUCCUCUUAAAAAAUUACCAACUAUUCCACUCACAUAAAGACAAUCCUGAAAUUGUGAUGAUUGGUCUAUUCAGAUAGAACCAGAGAACUGCGGGGGGGAGAAGGGAAGGUUUUUUCCUCAAAAAACUGAGUGUCCCCCAGCUGUACCUGCUGGAAGUUUCCUCCUUCAGAAGAGCAUCCUUCCCUGGAAAGACCAGACUGAGUAUCCCAACUUGACACUGCUCUUUUCCUCACUGUUUCUUACUGGGCUCCCAUAAGUAGCUCCCCACAGCUUGCAGAAUUCAGCAAAUUUCAGUCAUAGGAUGUGUAUCUCUGUCCAUGGAAUAACGGGAGAUGACCAAAUAGAAGACUUAGUAUAUGUCAUGACACCUACAUUUUAAUCAUCUUGUACAUCUGACAAGAUGCAUUACAGUUAAAAUAGUUUAAGGAGCACAGCCACUCAGCACUUUUAGGGCAUUAUUUUACUUCCCAGUGUUACAAGGGUUAAAAAAAACACAAACAACUCAUCUGAAACAAUCUUCUAGAGAUACUUCCUUCACAUACACUUACCAAAGAGAAUCUUUUCCAUCAUGAAUUACUACAGCUUCCCUAGUUCUUUCAGUACUGUGCUCACAGACCGAUAGCCUGGGAGUCCACAAAGGUAAAAGAAAUACUUCUUUUGCAUUGAUGAUUUCAAGCUUUUUCAAAUGACGUUAAAAGACACUUCCAAUGUUUGCACUUAACUUCUUAACAGCGUAAGAAGUUGAAUUUAAAAAGUGUGACUCACACUUCAACUGUUUACAGAACUUUGGAUUAUCUUGAAAUUGAAGAUUGUUAAGCAUCUUGUUUCCACUACUGUAUGUUUUAUUGAAAUAAAAUAUUAUCUGCUGAACAAAA
Calidris pugnax (ruff) is the source of this 4019-nucleotide messenger RNA. It is a transcript of the gene RXFP1, whose product is annotated as relaxin/insulin-like family peptide receptor 1. The record is from RefSeq and is a predicted model, not a curated record. NCBI's taxonomy places the organism in Eukaryota, Metazoa, Chordata, Aves, Charadriiformes, Scolopacidae. The coding region runs from base 224 to 2524 and encodes 766 amino acids. Gene Ontology annotation, biological process: G protein-coupled receptor signaling pathway. Gene Ontology annotation, molecular function: protein binding; G protein-coupled receptor activity. The transcript is spliced from 18 exons. Gene Ontology annotation, cellular component: membrane.